GAAAAGCAAUCUUACAACAUGGAGCAGUCUGAAUUACUGCGACGCUUUGUUUAAGUCAUGUAAAGCGUUCAAGGACAGAGAGGACCUACUGCCAAAUUAUCACAUUUUAUAACAGAUUUCUUUAAAUAUGAACAACAAAUUCGAAGCUUUGAAGGCAGAGGACAGCAGUGGUUCUGGUGAAGAGGAAAAUGAGAACAAACAAGAACCAGAAUCUCCACCCAGGCCGCCUCCGAAGCCGGGUCCAGGAGAACACCCUCUGCAAUAUAACUAUGGGUUCUGGUACUCUAGGAAAUCUCAGGGACACAAAACAGCAAGCUAUGACCAGAAUUUAAAGCUGAUAGGAACAUUUGCAUCAGUGGAGCAGUUCUGGCGACAUUACUGCCACAUUGCAAGACCCAGUGAUCUCACAGGACAUACUGAUUAUCAUCUAUUUAAAGAAGGCAUCAGGCCAAUGUGGGAGGACAGUGCAAAUAAAAAUGGUGGCAAAUGGAUCAUUCGUUUAAAGAAAGGUCUUGCAUCAAGAUGUUGGGAAAAUUUGAUCUUAGCAAUGCUUGGAGAACAGUUUAUGGUAGGGGAGGAGAUAUGCGGAGCUGUGAUAUCAAUCAGAUAUGCUGAGGACAUUUUGUCACUGUGGAACAGGACAGCCAAUGACCAUACCACCACAUCAAGAAUACGAGACACAUUAAAGAGAGUCCUAAACUUGCCACCUAACACAAUAAUGGAAUACAAGACACAUAAUGACAGCAUGAAGGACAAUUCUAGUUUCAGAAAUACAGACGUCUUUAUGAGAUAGCAGCAACAGAUUUCUCGUUUUAGAAACAAAAUACAAACAUUUACAGUCAUCUGGACAAUAGUCAUCAUUUGUGGCAUUUUUAUGGAGACAGACUGUUUAUAGUCAGAGAGACAGAAACAGACAGAAAAUGGCAAUAUAUAUAAUUUUAACAUUCAGUUUUAAUUCUAUAAGCAAAAGGUGUGUUUAGAGGGGUAACAGUGACUUCCAAGAAAUAGGAAGAAAAUGUUAACAGCAGAUUAUGUUAUGUUAACUGUACUUGAAAAUUUUAUUAAUAAAUGCUUUUUUUUCAUGGCAUAAAUUAUCUCCCCAUGUUCUUAAUCAUAACUUUAAAAUACUUAUUUCUCAAGUCGGAGAAAAGUUUGCAUUAAAAUGUCUUAACUGCGCAUCCACGCAGUCUGGUCAGGAUCCAUACUGUUUGCUUUCAAAGCCUAUUACAAUUAGAGAAACUGUUAGCGAACAGCAUGGAUCCUGACCAGACUGCGCCGAUGCAAAGGCUGGUCUGGAUCCGUGCUGGUCGCAAAUGCACUAUGUUGGUUUUCUCAUGAUGCAGCUCAUUUGUCCAUUUUUCUAAAAUUGUUUUAUGUAUGUACAGCAGCAAAAUUUCUGAAGCAAAUUUUAAUCAAACUUGGACAUAUUGUAUAUGGCAAUAAGAUAUUGGUUAAAAUCUUUUUUGGGCCAAAUUAGACCUGAAGCUGAAUAGUUGCUCUUGAUAUGUAUUACACUCAGAUCUAUGUCAAAUUUGGUUAUGGGCUAGGUGGCUGUUAUUUGCUACUGACGUAUCGAAAAGAGCAAUAUUUUACUACAUGUAUGUUGGCACUCUAUAACCUUCUUUCCUUUACAAAUCAGUUGAAUUUACACAAAAUGUAUAAACCUGUAAGAUAUUGGUCGAGUUUGAUUAAUAGGAGGUCUAGAGUUAUAUGCCCUUGCUUUUUCAAAAAUGCCAUGUUUUGUUACUUCAGCACUCUAGAACCUUCAAUUUGAUUGAUUGUUUAUACCACUAAAGUCUCAGUCAAGUUACAUUGCGGACCAAAAUAAAUUGGGUGUGCUAUUGA
Messenger RNA from Mercenaria mercenaria, 1845 nucleotides. Its product is annotated as eukaryotic translation initiation factor 4E type 2-like. Gene Ontology annotation, molecular function: RNA 7-methylguanosine cap binding; translation initiation factor activity. Gene Ontology annotation, biological process: translational initiation. Gene Ontology annotation, cellular component: eukaryotic translation initiation factor 4F complex; cytoplasm. The coding region runs from base 128 to 793 and encodes 221 amino acids. The transcript is spliced from 6 exons. The record is from RefSeq and is a predicted model, not a curated record. Lineage: Eukaryota; Metazoa; Mollusca; Bivalvia; Venerida; Veneridae.